Hippoglossus stenolepis (Pacific halibut) is the source of this 2352-nucleotide messenger RNA. It is a transcript of the gene tpgs2, whose product is annotated as tubulin polyglutamylase complex subunit 2. Gene Ontology annotation, biological process: protein polyglutamylation. Bases 119 to 1000 code for a protein of 293 amino acids. Lineage: Eukaryota; Metazoa; Chordata; Actinopteri; Pleuronectiformes; Pleuronectidae. The transcript is spliced from 7 exons. The record is from RefSeq and is a predicted model, not a curated record.
UCCUGCUUGGGGAAGGGGAAAGUAAAGCGUUGCCAGCUGAUGGAGCAGCAGCGAGGUGACCGACCCGGAGCGGAUAUCCUCACUUAUAUCCCCAGUGGCUGCCCACACCGUUCUCCUCAUGGAAGAAGGAAAAGGAAACCUGGCGUUUAAAGGUGUCGCCGAGAGACUGACGCUCGGCAUCACUCGAAUACUCGAGAACAUGCCUGGUGUCGUGGACGUGCGGUUCGCCGAGAGGGAGCCUGCAGAGAAGAGGAGCCUGUUGUCAUGGGAACAGAAAAACACCUGUAUUUUGCCAGAAGACCUGAGAGAUUUCUAUCUGACAACCGAUGGAUUUACUCUGACCUGGAGUGUUAAACUAGACAAUGAGUGUGUUCCCUUAGGAUGCAUGAUGGUCAACAGUGUGGCCCGGCUGUGCCCACUCCUCCAGCCAGUGUCCCUAUUCUCCCUUCCCAGCGCCCCCUCCCUGGCAGACCUGGACUGGGAGGAAAGCGACGCUCAACUUGGGUCGGAGCGAGCGCCUGCUGUGCCCCAUUUUGAUUCCCGGAGCCGCAUCUUUGAGCUGGAUUCCUGUGGGGGGAAUGGCAAGGUGUGCUUGGUCUACAAAAACUGCACCGCAGGUGUAGUAGCCCAGCAGAGUGAAAUCUGGUUCCUCGAUUGCUCACUGUGUUGGCAUUUUCUCACCGCAACCUUCACCUCUUACUACCGACUGAUGAUAACCCACCUGGGGCUGCCUGAGUGGCAGUAUACCUUCACUCCGUAUGGCCCCAGCCCCCAGGCCAAGCAGUGGGCCUCACUGUACCAGCCGCUGACCUUCAGCAGUGAGCACAGUGUGGCUGAUGCUGCGGGAGAUUCUUAUCUCAACAAACUGGAUCCAACCAAGGCCUUCAAAGGCAAAGCCAAGGCGCCGGCCCCCAAGAAGAAACCGCCAUCACAGUGCAGCUCAGGCAACGCUGCCAAGAGCCAAGGGAGCACAGGGAGACUAAGUGGGACAAAGCGGUGAGAAGGUUCCCAAUCGAGGAAAACAUUGUAAUCACGUGUGCACGGUUAACAUGGCUUAAAAAAGCAGUUAGUGAUUCCUUCAUCUUGGACUGCUGAACGUCUGGACAGACAACCAGGGUUCUCCUGCCUCUACACAUGGCUGAAGUGGUACCAGCUGUUGGAGGCAGUGCGGCAUGUAAACAGUUAUUCUAACCUUAUUUAUGUGUAGGUGAUUAAAAAAUACCUGCCUUACAUUUAAAUAGACUUGAAAAAUCCCAAGAAUUCAAGUGUAGUUGUUUUUUAACUUUCACAGCUUUAUGAUAGUGAUGGAGAAAUGAGGCUUGUCUCCAAUGAGACAACCAAAGUUCUUCAGCAGCAGAUACAUUAUCUGCAAACUCACUUAACUCAGUGCUCACUGGUGACACCUGCUGGUCAAAACAACUCAAAUCAGCCAAGUCAAGAAGUUUGAUCAUGUGCUGCUGGCAUAGUAAUACUGACAGGUAGCAACAAAUUGUACCACUGCUAUAACUACUAAAGGACUUAUUAAUACUGAAUAAGGGCACUAUGUUAAUUUAUAAUUAUACGUAUUAUCCCUUAUGUUUGCUGUUGUAAAUAUUUCAAUUUGAAUGUCAUAUACAGCAAUAACAUAUAUAUAAUAUAUAUAAAUUUAUGAAAGAAGUUUGAAAAGAAUUGCUCUACAAAUCUCUGUGAAUGUGAAAUUGAAAGAGCAAGACUGAAAAUAAUACUGUUGUUUUCAGUUGGACAGUAAAAGUGCUUUUUACCUGCAGACAUUGUCACGCAAUUCACCACAAUCAAUACAACCCACAAUUCAGAGCGUCUGUGGACUCUAACGUUACACAAAUAAAGUGUGUAUGCAAAGACUGGCAACAAGCCAUCAAACAAAACAUUAGUCAUCUUGGACUUUUCCCACUGUAUCCACUGGAUCUCUGCAGUGCCUCACUCAUACUGUGUUAUAAUCAUGUAAACUUAGAUUAAAAAAUAUGUUUGAGUUUAGGCAAGUCGAUCCUAACAUUGAUGAUAUCACUAAAAGUGAAAAUAUUAUUUCAUAUAUCGCAGCAGAUCAAAUUUGGGGGUUAGAUGUAAGCCUCUCACUAAAUUAUACACACAUUUUGCCUUGAGGCUUCUGAGUGCUGGAUUGUUGCAAAGUAGACAUAUGUUAUGUUUGAAGCUACCGUUUCUAUUUUAUUUUAUUUGAUGUGCAAUGUAUUGGGGCUUGUGUGUUUUUCUUCACAUACACUGUAAUUCCCAAGCUUAUGUAAGUGGUCUCCUGCUGAUUUGCUGAAAUGGAUGAUACCAAGGUUAUAUAUGCUGCUAUAGCCUCAAUAAUAUAUGCAUUAAAUAUGAGCUGGUGAA